Globicephala melas (long-finned pilot whale) is the source of this 6175-nucleotide messenger RNA. It is a transcript of the gene TMEM40, whose product is annotated as transmembrane protein 40. Lineage: Eukaryota; Metazoa; Chordata; Mammalia; Artiodactyla; Delphinidae. The record is from RefSeq and is a predicted model, not a curated record.
AUCUGGGAUGGAAUCAGGACUGACCCCAGACUGGGCAACAGUUCUUACCCAGAAUGAAGCUGUGCACAGUUUCUCCCCAGAGAUUCGUGACACCUCCUCAAGAACAGAACUAUACUUGCAAACCAGACAGCACUAGAACGGGAUGACCAAGGCUGAUACAAUCCAAAGUGGGAGAUUCCACAACAGCAGUUCCAGCCAGGAGUCUCCUGGUGUCUGGUCGCUAAAUACUGGUUUCAAGCAAAGCAAUGGAAACCACAGUCCAGACACUAUGGUAGGACAAGACCGCCUCUCUCCAGAUGUGGAAUGGGAGGCCAUGGAGACUUCAGGAUCACUUCAGGACCACAGUCGAGUCCACGGAGAAUCAGAAGAUCUAGACCAUGGAGAGACAGAUUUCCACAAGCAAGACGAGGAGGCUGAGCUCUAUUCUCAAGACCAAGAUGAGAGCGGCAAGUCUUCCUCCUCUUCAUCCUCCUCCUCAGGUGCUGAGCAUGGGGAGCCUGACGUUUUGAAGGAUGCGCUUCAACUCUAUGAAGGUGCCCCCGGGGAGGUGGUGCCGUCUGAGGAAUCAGGACUCCGAAGGAGAGGCUCUAAUCCAGAGAGUGGAGAAGUGGAGCCCUCUCAGUUAAGAAGACUAAAUAUAAAGAAGGAUGAUGAGUUUUUCCAUUUCAUCCUCCUCUGCUUUGCCAUUGGGGCCUUGCUGGUGUGUUAUCACUAUUAUAAAGACUGGUUCAUGUCCCUUGGGGUCGGGCUGCUCACCUUCGCCUCCUUGGAGACCGUUGGCAUCUACUUUGGCCUGGUGUACCGGAUCCACAGCGUCCUGCGUGGCUUCAUUCCCCUCUUUCAGAAGUUUAGGCUGAUAGGCUUCAGGAAGACCGACUGAGGCCAGUGCCAGGUGGGCAGCCAGGCCAGGCCCCGGUGUGACCACCACUGCAUCCUUUCAGCCCACGAGGACAGAACAGCGUCCUGGGAGACACGCUGGCAGGCCAAGCUAGAGCAAUAAAGAGAGCGCUUUGCCUUCCAUGUGUUCUGAACAUUGGCACCAGCUGGGCCAAGGUGUCCCUCGGGCAGUGUUGGCAUGCAACCCAGCUGCCAGGAUGGCAGGAGAGGGAGGGAGCGGGCCUGUGCCCUUCCCGGGGCCUGGAUCAGCGGGAGGAUCCUGGGACAUCACUCCUCUCAGGAGCCAGUGGGAGACCCCUGGGCCCUGCAAGGUGUAACGUGUCGGGGCUUGUGAAUUCUUUCAAGUCCCCAGGCCAUCCCGGGACAGACAGAUGGUCCACUGCCCUGAGGCAGGGAAGUACCACGUCAGGCCCCUGGGGUGAACCUGAUACAGGCGAGAUUUGGGGGAACUAAAUCCACAGCAUCCAGGUCUUCCUAUUACCUAGUGCCAGCCCUGCUGUCCUUGGACUCCAUUAAGAGGCAAAUAAACAUUCUCUUCCCUGGACUAAAAAGAGUCAGCUAAAUAUUCCUUUCAGUUUCUUGAGUGUGAGAAUACAUUUGAGGUCUUCUUUGACCCCAUCUAGUCAGAGGGGGCACCUUGUCCUACUGGACAAAGUAUAAAAGGGAAUAAAUGCAAAAAGCCCCUCAUUUUAGGUCCAAGACUUCAAUUGCACAGGUUUGGAAUAGGAGGCAGGGUUUUGCAAACGUUCUUGUGAAGAAGAUCUGGAGCUGUUAGGUAUUCUCAGCUCAACAAAUACCAAAGAAGUAAGAUAAGAGCACAAAAAAAUCCAUUGCAAACUCGGGUUGUGUUAGUGGAGGUAUAGAGACUAGACUGAAGGAGGUGAUAUUAGGUUCUCUCUUGUACACAGCCAGACCACGCCAGUAGAAUAUGUUCUAGAUUCAUAUAUCAAGAGUGACAGUGACAAACUAGAGAAUACACAGAAGAAGAAACUAGAGUGGGGAUGUAAAGAAUAAUUGAAGAAGUGACAACUCUUUGACUUGCCGAAGAAAAAAAUGGGGACCUUUACUGAGCUCGUGGACUCUGAAAGACACUUUCUCAAGUGUCUGUGAUUGUCCAGGUCCAUUAUGUGGUUUAAUUCUCACAACAGCCUUGAGAUGUGUACAUCAUCCUCUUUUUGCAGAUGGAGAAACAGAGACUCGAGGAGUUGUAGUAACUUGUCAAGUUCCCACAGCAAGUCAGUGACAGAGCUGUGAGUGGAACCCAAGCCUGUGUUCUCCUGACAGAGCUUGGCUAGUGCAGUCCCCCACCCCAGGCAGAGCAUCCCUGAGGCAGCUGCAGUUUAUUCCCAGUAUUUCCCAGAUUUGGGAGUUCUCAGACUUACAGAAUUGUUUUUUAAUUUUUUUAAAAUUUAUUUUAUUUAUUUUUGGCUGGCAUUGAGUCUUCGUUGCUGUGCACAGGCUUUCUCUAGUUGCGGUGAGUGGGCUUCUCAUUGCGGUGGCUUCUCUUGUUAUGGAGCACGGGCUUUAGGCAUGCGGGCUUCAGUAGUUGUGGCACACGGGCUCAGUAGUUGUGGCUUGCGGGCCUAGUUGCUCCGCAGCAUGUGGAAUCUUUCCAGACCAGGGCUUGAACCCGUGUCCCCUGCAUUGGCAGGCAGAUUCUUAACCACUGCGCCACCAGGGGAGUCCCCUAGAAUAUCUCUAUAAAGUGAGAAAAGGAGGGCUGCCAACUCCUUAUCUUGCCAAUUAAGGAAAUAAAAAUAGCAAAAAACAUCAACUGUCAGCAUCAUUUUAUAACAGAAAGGAUAGUCCCGCAUCAAAAAAGCAGGGAAAUUGUCAUCAGAAACAAAAUGGGGCUUAAAAUGAAAAAUGAAGCUUUAUGGAAAUCUCACUAUGUGUCCUUUGCCUUCAAGUCACUGUGGUCUGGUGAAAAUUUUAUCAUUUGGAAACCGUGAGACUAAAGAACUCCUCAGGACUUUUACAUUCUCUCAUUUUGGGGGUUUUCCAACUCAGCUCCCACACCUCAAGGGAUGAAAGGCUUGCUACCUCCCAAAGCACCUUGUACUGCAAGAAUUUUUCUGCUCUGUGCUAAGACGCCUCUGUCAAUGAAGCUUAAGGCCUUCUUUCAACAGAACAAAUGACCCACGGGUAGGGAAUGUUCCUGAUAGUCAUGACUAUGUUAUCUCAACUUUCGGCUCUCAGCUCAGCCCUGACAGCAGCACCUGGGGCCCAGCCCUCCAACUUUGUCCCUCGUUUUCAAGAUUGUUUUGGCUGUUCUGGGUCCCUUGCAUUUCCACACAAGUUUUAGGAUCAGCUUGUCCACUUCUGCAAAGAAGCCGGUGGGAGCUCUGCUGGGAUUGCAUUGCACCUGAAUAUCAGUGUGAAGAGGAUUGUGCUUCUUCUUAGUGAUGUAUUACCUCCUUUUACAUUUUGUUAGAAAAAAAAUUGCCCCAAAUCCCAGAACCAAAAUCCACCACAGAUGGUAUUUUGGUGUGUUUCCUGUGAGUCUUUUUAUUGCAUAAGUUCAUUUAUUUUUAUUUUGGGCCCUUUUCUCUUUCAUAUAUAAUAAGCAUUUUUCCGUUCCUACAUACUCUCCCUAAGCAUCAUUUCCGGCCGCUGGGUAUUUCAUGCUUUACAGAAUAAUCCGUCUAUACUUAGAAGAUAAUAUCCGCAGCUAACAUUUGUUCAGCACUUGUUCUGUGCUGGAUGCGGAGCCAAGCACCCUGCAUACACCGUGUCGUUUCAUCCUCAUCACAACCCUGAGAGGUGGCACCUGUCCACGAUCCCCAUUGUACAGACAGGAAAACGAAGACACGGAAAGUUAGUUUCUGAGGUUUGGAUUUCAAGCACUUGUGUAUAACUUACUUUCCUCAAAAGGGAGCCUGGAGUGCACAGAUAAGAUAUUUAUCAAAUGAACAAACAGCAUGCAAGGUUUCACAAUAGAAACAUGAACUUGCUGACUUGAGGGCAGUGUGGUUAGCUUUCCCUGUCCCAGCCUCAGUUUCCUCAUCUGUACAAUGGGGAUCACAGCAGCGCCCACCUCACAGUGUGCGGUGAGGGUUAUGUGAGAUGAUUGCAUUUCCGGCACAGAGUAGAGGUAUUUGAUUUGGGCAGAGGCACAUAUUAAGGCCCUCAGGGGCAGGCAGGCAAACUCAGCCCGGUGUAGAACAGUGUGGAGCAGGGAAGAGAGGGGGCCGAGGGAGCCGAUACCUGACCUAAGGGUGACUGCCUGUGAAGACGUGAGUUCGAACUGCCGCUGGUAUCCUUGGGCUUUCUGGGCCCAGGUGUCAAAGGAGGGGCUCAGGUGGGUCAGGUUGUAGGGGCCCCUCAUGCGCUGGGAGAGAAAGACCCCCACCUCCAGAUCUCAGUGGAGGGUCUGCCUGCCCUAGUGUGCUGCCUCCCUGGGGCCCCAGCCCCCAGCACUGCCCUUGGAACCCCUCACUGCUUCUCUGCCGAGCUACAGCUCAAGGCCAGUGCCAGUGGGGUCUGGUUACACCUCAGGCGUCAGGCAGAUUCCUGGAGCCCCAGUCCAACAAGUGGUCUAAAAAUAAAGCAUUGAAUCCUGAGUCCAGGAAGGCAGGGUUGCAAAGCGGGGCGGUGGAGCAGGGCUUGACGGGCUGGGCUUCCAUCUCUGGUUGCCCUGGACACUGUGCACUGGGUUUCUGCUGUGACCACAGCAGAGGAGGACACGGGUAUGAGGGUAUUUCGAGGCCAUCCAAGCCAGCUUGCACUGGGAGGAAAAGAGGGAAGCCCGGCAGUGCUGUGGCAGUUGUCUCCUUCUCCUGACACGGCCCCAGGAAUCCUCCGUCUACUCCAGAGGACCCAGGCAGGACCAGAGAUGGAGCCAGGGUAUGCUGCUGACUGAGCCUGGGAAGCUGGGGAAAGCACUUGACGUGGAGGCUGGGCUUUGCGAGGAAGAUGUAGGGAAGGGCUUUGCAGGCAGAGGGCCCAGGGUGGGCAAAGGCAUGGAGGAGUGAAAGGACAGCAUGUCUGGGGGGCAACAGGUAUCAGUCCAGCAUGGCUGGGUAGGAGUGAGGAUUAGUGGGCAAGAAACCACCAGGGCAAAUGGCCUGCUUCCCCCUGGAGAACCUUGAGAGCUGGGGUAAGGAGCUGGGCUUUAGCCUGAGGACAGUGGGGAGCGACGGAAGGUGUUUGAGCAAAGGAGUGGCAUGGUGAGAUUGCAUUUUAGAAAGAUCACUCUGGUGGCCCUGUGGGGGCCAUGCGAAUGAGCAUGACCUCCAACUACGGGGAAGAUAAUGGACCAAGGGCUGCUGUGCUCUGUGUGUGCCCCGAGGCCAUGCUUCCCGUGGGAUGCUCUUCGCCGUUGACUCAGGAGACAUACUAAGCAGGCCCUUUCCUGGGAGACACAGGACUCCCCUGACAGUUGACUUCAGCUUGAGGACUCCCUGACGCCUGCCGAACUCUCCUUAGGUAUCCAGCAGACAAAACCCUUCCACCUGACCGUCCUUCCCUGUCUUCUUCCCCUGGGGCUAGAUUUGCAUCUUCCCAGCCUUCCCCUCCCUCCCUUUUUCUCUCCCAUAGGUGUUUUCCCUAAGGACAUCCUUCCAUAUUUCACCUCAUCCUGUGCUAGCUUCUCAGAGGGCCCAGACUAAUGGGAUGAGACUAGAGGGGCGAUAGGUGCAGAGAAGAAGGGUAAAUUUGGAGACAUGAAGGUCUAAUCCACUGUAUGGCUGGAAGUGUGCACCCACCGCAGCCCCCUGGCCUUUCCCCAUGGCUGGCGUUCUCAACAUGCAGCACGGCAGUCCUCUAUGUCCAUAUUGGUCUUCUCAACUAGGCUCUGAGUUUGUUUGAUAAAUAAAUGAAUGAAUGAUUAAGCAAGUGAAUGAAUGAAUGAAGUGAAGAGGAAAAAGGAGUCUAGGAUGAUCCGGAGCUCCAGUUGGGGUCACUUGGUUGUAGCCAUUAUUUGGUAUUUGCCCGGUGUUUUUUCUGCCACUGCAAUUUUCCUUUGAAGACUAAACCUCUUUUGUGCAUCAGAGGAGAUUAUCAAGAGUGAAAAGACAACCCGUAGGAUAGAAAGUUAUUGCAAGUCAUCUAAUAAGGGUUUAACAUCCAGACUAUACAUAUAUAAACUCCUACAACUCAACAACAAAAUAAACCACCCAAUUCAAAAAUGAGAGAAAAAAAAGCAACGGAAUUGAAUGGACAUUUCUCCAAAGAAGAUGUUUUUAAAAUAGCCAGUAAGCACAAGAAGGCAGGUUUUCAGCGGAUUGGAUGAGGCCUACUCACAUUAGGGAGGGCAAUCUGCUUUGCUCAGUAUCAU